Messenger RNA from Penicillium angulare, 1464 nucleotides. Its product is annotated as ribosomal lysine N-methyltransferase. The transcript has 4 exons. Lineage: Eukaryota; Fungi; Ascomycota; Eurotiomycetes; Eurotiales; Aspergillaceae. Gene Ontology annotation, biological process: peptidyl-lysine monomethylation. Gene Ontology annotation, molecular function: protein-lysine N-methyltransferase activity; protein binding. The record is from RefSeq and is a predicted model, not a curated record. Gene Ontology annotation, cellular component: nucleus. Bases 1 to 1464 code for a protein of 487 amino acids.
AUGUCUUCCUCUACCCAUUUCUCAGACCCUUCAAGCUUCCAGCAACAAUCCAACGGAUUUGUUUCCUGGCUUGAAAGCAAUCCUGGUGUUAAAGUCAACCCAAGGAUCAUUUUAGCGGAUCUUAGAUCUACUGGCGCAGGACGAGGAGUCGUUGCCCGGACGAACAUAUCUGAAGGCGAAGAAUUAUUUUCUAUCCCACGAUCCUUAAUCCUCGCCGUCCAGAACUCAGAUCUGAAGAGUCUUCUGCCGCAAGAUGUCGAGGCGCUCGGUCCAUGGCUGUCCUUAAUGCUGGUCAUGCUCUAUGAAUAUCUGCGUGGUGAACAGUCACGAUGGGCUCCCUAUUUUCGGGUUUUGCCUACCAGCUUCGAUACACUCAUGUUCUGGUCGGAGGCUGAGCUGAACCAGCUGCAAGCUAGCGCUAUCGUGGGCAAAAUUGGCAAGCAGGGUGCCGACGAGUCUAUUCUGCAGUCUAUUGCACCUAUUGUGAGGGCUAACCCGGCUCUUUUCCCACCGAUAAAUGGUCUUACGUCUUUUGACGGCGAUGCUGGUACUGCAACUUUGUUGGAGCUGGCUCAUACUAUGGGGUCCUUGAUUAUGGCCUAUGCCUUUGACAUCGAAAAGGGCGAAGAUGAUGAUGAUGAUGGGGAAGGCGAUGAUGACAAUGAAAGCUACAUGACGGAUGACGAGGAUGAGCAGACUUCUAAGGGCAUGGUUCCCCUCGCUGAUCUACUCAAUGCGGAUGCAGACAGGAACAACGCACGUCUAUUUCAAGAAGAGGAAUCCUUGGUUAUGAAAGCUAUCAAGCCAAUUCAAGAAGGCGAAGAGAUCUUUAACGACUAUGGUGAAAUCCCUCGUGCUGAUCUGCUUCGCCGCUACGGCUAUGUAACCGACAACUACGGUGUGUACGAUGUUGUUGAGCUGUCCUUGAAGGACAUCUGCCAGUCAGCUGGCCUUUCAAACAACGACAUCGAGUCCCAACCCAGACUCCAACUGCUCGAAGAAAAUGAUCUUCUGGAUGACGGCUACGUGAUUCCUCGACCAACUGCCAACGUUACCCUUGAAACUAUUCUUCCGGCCGAGCUAGUUGUUUUGCUCACAACACUCACACAAUCACCUGAAGAGUUUGAGCAGCGUCGUUCGAAGAACAAACCAUCCAAGCCGGCAAUGGAUGCCAAUCAAGCGGGUGUUCUCUACAAGACUUUACAGUCUAAGCAAGCGCAGUAUGGUACUUCGCUCAACGAGGAUAUCAAUCUUCUUACUGGUCUUCUUCCACCAAAUGCUCCGCAAGCACUGGAGGGCUCUGCCCGACGCCAAAAGAUGGCUUUGCAGGUACGCCUCGGUGAAAAAGAAGUUCUACGUGAUGUCCAAGCAAUGCUUGAGCCCCUAGUUGCCAAUGGAUCCCUGAAGCGGUCUGCCAAUGGGGAUGACCAUGACUCCCGACAGAGCAAAUCGGCGCGUGUAUGA